Messenger RNA from Arabidopsis arenosa, 1297 nucleotides. The record is from the annotation of a GenBank genome assembly. Lineage: Eukaryota; Viridiplantae; Streptophyta; Magnoliopsida; Brassicales; Brassicaceae.
CUUUAGUUAUGGAAAUGGAAAAAAGUGUCAAAGAAGAGUGUAUUCCUCUCUUCAGGCCCUACAAGAUGGGAAAUUUCAAUCUUUCCCAUAGGGUUGUUCUGGCACCUAUGACGAGAUGUAGAUCAUACGGACAUGUUCCUCAGCCUCACGCCAUCUUAUAUUAUUCUCAAAGAACGUCUCAAGGAGGUUUUCUCAUCACUGAAGCCACCGGAGUUUCGGAAACCGCUCAAGGUUAUGAUGAUACUCCUGGGAUAUGGACUAAAGAGCAAGUGGAGGCGUGGAAGCCAAUCGUGGACGCUGUUCAUGCCAAAGGCCAGAAAAAUGGGGAUGAAGCUCCUGUCUCCUCUACGGAUAAGCAGUUGAUGCCCAUUAUGGGAGAAGAGUUCACACCUCCAAGGCGGUUAAGGACAGAUGAAAUCCCGGGCAUUGUCAACGACUUUAGAGUUGCUGCAAGAAAUGCAAUGGAAGCUGGCUUCGACGGAGUUGAGAUUCAUGGAGCCCAUGGUUACUUGAUCGACCAGUUUCUAAAAGACAAAGUGAAUGAUAGAACUGACGAAUACGGUGGCUCGCUAGAGAACCGCUGCAGAUUCGCACUAGAAGUAAUCGAUGCAGUAGCAAAGGAGAUAGGUUCAGAUCGUGUUGGAAUAAGGCUCUCCCCAUUCGCGGAUUACUUGGAGUCCGGUGAUUCUAACCCAGAAGCUUUAGGACUCUACAUGGUGCAAGCUAUCAACAAAUACGGAAUCCUCUACUGCCACAUGGUCGAACCUAGAAUGAAAAUCAUCGACGAAACCUUCGAGGUCACAGAAACUCUUACACCCAUGAGAAAUGCCUUCAAAGGAACUUUCAUAGUAGCCGGAGGUUAUACAAGAGAAGACGGGAACAAGGCGGUGGCGGAUGACAGAACUGAUUUGGUGGCAUAUGGACGGCACUUCUUGGCCAAUCCAGAUUUGCCCAGGAGGUUUCAACUCAACGCGCCAUUGAAUAAGUACAACCGAUCAGCCUUCUAUACUUAUGACCCUGUCCUCUUCUACACAGACUAUCCUUUUCUCGAGACAACAGACACAACAACUGCUUAAGUACUGUGUCUAAUGGCAAUAUGAUGUAGCAAGCAGCAAACAUCUCAUAUGAUUUUCCCAUUUCUUUUGGUUUUCGUGUUUAUCCAGCCAAGUAGAGUCCUACUUUGAUUUGGUUUAUGCUUUUUAGUCCAACACCUGUGUCUUACUAACAUAUGGGUUGGCUCUAUGUUUUGUUCACCUUAUCUUUACAAAAAACUUCAAAAUAAACUCUUGAUUGCAUU